AUGGCGGCAGACGACAUCGAAGGCGAUGAUAAAUCUCACCACACCGACGAAAGCGUCAUCAACCGAAAGAAAGAACUAAAGGGCCUGCCCAGCAGCUUCUCCUCCAACAUCGGCCAGCGCAUCUCACCCACCCGUCUGCCAAGCAGCACCACUCACAACACACCAACAUCCAGAACAACAACGACGAAGGACGGCCGCUCAGUGCGAUCCAUCGUAGCCUGGCUCGAGUCCGCAGCCACCAACGCCGACACCUCGAGGGACGACUUGAAGUCGGUUCACUCCGUUGCGACGAUAUCGUCUGCGGGAUCGAACUCGUCGUUGCUGAGCAGGCAUACGAUUCCUGGGGCGGAGGGUGUGGAGGAGUAUUCUUUGACGUUGCUCAAGUAUAAGAAGUACUAUACUGAGGUUCCGUUGGGGAGGUGCUUGGACGAUCAGAGGAGGGAUGGAGGAGAAUCUGUUGCAGAUGGUUUGGAAAGCGGAAACGCAAAUGCAUCUACUGAGGUUAGUUUCUCUCUCUGGUAA
Molecule: messenger RNA, 522 nt
Organism: Trichoderma citrinoviride
Lineage: Eukaryota; Fungi; Ascomycota; Sordariomycetes; Hypocreales; Hypocreaceae
Exons: 2
Coding region: 1-522 (173 amino acids)
Source: RefSeq, a predicted model, not a curated record